UCAUCCAGGGAUACAAAUGUUUUUAUCCACAUUCGUAGUCCAUCAUCGGAGCAGAAUUAUAAAUAUUUACUUAGAACUACAAUAGUAAACUUAUAUAAGCAUGGAACAGACACACUGCAGCGCCUGACACGGAGAGAUCUGAGCGUUUGGAAGAGAACAACUCUGAAGUAACAGGACAGACUGAAACUUUGUAUCCGCACCUUUGUUUUGUCAAACUCUGGUUGGUUGCAAGAGUAACAGACGAAUCCGAACACACGAAUGGAUAUCAAAUGAUUCCCGUGGACUGUUUGGGGAGGUUUAUUUUAGGGUGUGCGCACACGGAGCGCAAAAGUGCUGCGCCGAAAAAACGCAAUCUGGUUUUCUGAUCUGAUCAUGGGACAACUGGGAAUCUCUUGUUUUUUGUAACAUCGGCACAGUCACGUUUGUAAGAUUUGGGGGUGAGUGCGGAUUACAGCAGCGCUUGCAGACGGAAGAAAGUUUCCUCCGUUUCGGUUUUUUUAAACAGACUUUUGUGGUGCUAUUUUCGGGACAAAAUGCCUCAGUUAAACGGAGGAGGUGGUGAUGACCUGGGAGCUAAUGAUGAACUAAUUUCCUUCAAAGAUGAAGGCGAGCAAGAGGACAAAAUAUCGGCGAACGUGUCGUCGGAGAGAGAUCUGGACGAAGUGAAGUCUUCUUUAGUGAACGAAUCGGAGAACAACAGCAGUUCAUCUGACUCCGAACCAACAGACAGGCGUUCCCAAGCCAGACUCGAACUAGAAAGUUACGAGAAACAACGAGAGUACUUUGCAGAAGCUCUGAGGCGACAGCAAGACGGAGCCUUUUUCAAGGGACACCCUUAUGCUGGUUAUCCGUUUCUUAUGAUCCCAGAUCUCACUAAUCCAUACCUCUCCAACGGCUCUCUAUCUCCCAGCACACGAACGUAUCUACAAAUGAAAUGGCCUCUUCUUGAUGUUCCUGGGACAGCGGCCCUCAAAGACCCCAGAUCACCCACACCAGGGCAUUUGUCCAACAAGGUUCCUGUGGUACAACACCCCCAUCAUGUUCACCCCCUCACACCCUUGAUCACAUACAGCAACGAACACUUCUCCCCCGGGACGCCCCCUUCUCACCUUUCACCAGAGAUUCUCGACCCAAAGACAGGCAUACCAAGGACCCCCCACCCAUCAGAGCUGUCCCCAUAUUACCCUCUUUCUCCUGGGGCAGUUGGACAGAUUCCACACCCUCUAGGAUGGCUUGUUCCUCAGCAAGGACAACAUAUGUACUCCAUCCCUCCCGGAGGCUUCAGACACCCUUACCCUGCACUCGCCAUGAAUGCCUCUAUGUCUAGUCUGGUAUCCAGUCGUUUUUCUCAUCACAUGGUGCCUCAUCCUUCUCAUGGCCUGCACCACACGGGCAUCCCUCACCCCGCCAUUGUGUCUCCUGCCAUCAAACAGGAGCCGAGCGGCGACCACGGCAGCAACUCUGCACACGGAAAGCCCUCAGUGCCUAUGAAGAAAGAGGAAGAGAAGAAACCUCACAUCAAGAAGCCCCUAAAUGCCUUCAUGCUCUACAUGAAAGAAAUGAGAGCCAAAGUUGUUGCCGAAUGCACCUUGAAAGAGAGCGCAGCCAUUAACCAGAUCCUGGGCAGGAGGUGGCACUCUCUUUCACGCGAGGAACAGGCCAAAUAUUACGAACUUGCCAGGAAAGAACGACAGCUGCAUUCUCAGCUUUAUCCAGGCUGGUCCGCGCGAGAUAACUACGGAAAGAGGAAGAAACGGAAGAGAGACAUUAAACCUGACUCCCCACCAGAGAGUCAUUUCUCACCCCAACCCAAGAAGCAGUGCAUCCCGUACCUGCCAUCUGAGAAAAUGUGUGACAGCCCUACCUCCUCUCAUGGCAGCAUGCUUGAUUCGCCCGCAACGCCCUCCGCUGCCCUGGCAUCACCGGCAGCCCCUGCGGCCACUCACUCUGAGCAGGCACAGCCGCUGUCCCUCACGACCAAACCAGAGGGGCGAGCACACUAUCCCCACUUCCCCCUGCCAGGGAAACCCUCGGGUUCAAGCUCCACUUCCAAUUACUCUUCCUCGCCCACUUCAACCAACUCUGUUUCCGCCCAUCCGAGCAUGUCUCUCCACAGCCAAUCAGCAGCCCUCCUCUCCCGCCCCAUCCCAUUCACCUCUUUGCCCCCGUCUCUGCUGUCCCCGUCUUCGCCUUUCCACCAGGCAGCCCUACAUUCCCGUCAUGCCUUGCUUCAGACGCAACCACUCUCCCUGGUCACCAAAUCAGUGGAGUGAAUGGAAUAAAAUGACAAAAUAAACUUUUUACAGCUGUAUAUUGCUUUUUUUAUUUUUAUUUUUUACCUUUUUAUAGAUGCCUAGACCAUGUUUUUAAGAUUUAAUGAAAAGGAAAAAUUAUUGGUCAAUAUUUGACCACCCCUCUAUUUUGCCUUUCUCUUUGAAACAAGUGUAUUUUUUUGUAAAUUACCUUACGGUUACCUUUUCCAACGUUAUUCUCCAAUGUCGCUACUUGUAUAAAAAAACAAAUGUAUAAAAGUUUCAUUUUUUUAAGACAAACUUGACAAAAUACAAUUUGUAGUUUUAGUUCAAUUCAGUCUAAUGGUAGAUAGGAGUUUACUCUGCAUUACUGGUUUGUUUCUUUCUUUUGUUUUUUUUUUAUUCUUUCUUGCUUUUGGUACCAUCUCACCCUUUUCCUAACCUUGUGUGUGUGACUCUCCUAAGACUCCAUAGCUAAUAAACA
This is a messenger RNA of Xyrauchen texanus (razorback sucker), 2736 nucleotides long. It is a transcript of the gene tcf7l1a, whose product is annotated as transcription factor 7 like 1a. Bases 534 to 2273 code for a protein of 579 amino acids. The record is from RefSeq and is a predicted model, not a curated record. Gene Ontology annotation, biological process: canonical Wnt signaling pathway; generation of neurons; regulation of transcription by RNA polymerase II. Gene Ontology annotation, molecular function: DNA-binding transcription factor activity, RNA polymerase II-specific; RNA polymerase II cis-regulatory region sequence-specific DNA binding. Gene Ontology annotation, cellular component: beta-catenin-TCF complex. The transcript has 12 exons. Lineage: Eukaryota; Metazoa; Chordata; Actinopteri; Cypriniformes; Catostomidae.